ACUAUAAAACAGCCAGGUGAUUAACAUCCAUUCCCUUGUUGUUUUCACUCCCUAAUCCUAUCAUCUCUCUUUUCUUCUCAUUGUGUACUACUUCUGAUUCUCCACGCCUCUAUGGAAGGCGAGGAUGGUUAUGUUCCGGUGGAAGCUAAGGAUUUUUAUAAGGACUACAGUCCUCGAAAGACUUUCUCGCCCGAGAUUGUGGAGCUCGGUGAGGAUAUCACGAGUACUAGUGAUAUCACUCCAGGCAGCACUAGCAGAGAUAUUGUAGGUGUCAACGAUGUUUAUGUGGCUGUUGGUAAAGAUGACACUGAUGUUCUGAAAUGGGUGCUUGAUAAUGCUGUUUCGCCUGGUUCUCGGGUCUUUCUUGUCCAUGUCUUCCCUCCAAUCACCCACAUCCCUACACCAGUUGGACGAUUAUCAAUGAGCCAAUUAAGUGAAGAUCAAGUGAGAUUUUACGUCAAUGAAGAGAAUAAUAAGAGGAAGAACCUCUUGCAGAAAUACGUCUGCUUAUGCAACAAUGUUAAGGUAACAGUGGACACAAUGCUCCUGGAGAGCAGCGACAGAACAAAAGCAAUCACUGAUCUUCUGUCCGUUCUUAGGAUCACUCACCUUGUCAUAGGAACCAAAAGAGCACCUCAUUCAAGGUUAAAUUAUGUUGUUCAUCCGAUCAGGAGGAAAAAAUUAUCACUAGGAGAAUUUGUUAGGAAAAGUGCACCUGGGUAUUGUCAGGUUAGCAUCAUUCAUAAAGGCAAUAAGGUAAUGGUUGAUGAACAAAGGCCUCCCCAUAGCGAAAGAAGCAUCUUCGAGUGGGCAUGCUUUCCAGUGCGUGGGAAAAAUCCCAGGAUGUCUUAAGCAGCAGCAGCACCUGUAAGAUCAAAUAUGGACAUAACACAUAUCAUCAUAAAGUAAUUGAUGAUUAGCUUAAUAUCAAUCCUAGUUUAACAUGGAUACAAACAGUAAAUCAAUACUUGUAAC
Molecule: messenger RNA, 975 nt
Organism: Rosa chinensis
Lineage: Eukaryota; Viridiplantae; Streptophyta; Magnoliopsida; Rosales; Rosaceae
Product: U-box domain-containing protein 52
Exons: 5
Coding region: 112-852 (246 amino acids)
Source: RefSeq, a predicted model, not a curated record